Molecule: messenger RNA, 4398 nt
Organism: Monomorium pharaonis (pharaoh ant)
Lineage: Eukaryota; Metazoa; Arthropoda; Insecta; Hymenoptera; Formicidae
Product: pancreatic lipase-related protein 2
Exons: 7
Coding region: 1306-2919 (537 amino acids)
Biological process (GO): lipid metabolic process
Molecular function (GO): triacylglycerol lipase activity
Source: RefSeq, a predicted model, not a curated record
UCGCGUCUUCUUAUUUUUUAAUUAAUUAUUUUCGCGUUUAUUUACAUUGAUUGCUUCAGAAGAUCUGAGUAAAUUCGACGCUCCCUUAUAAUGGAGGAAAGACCGGUCUUUAUAGAGGGUGUGAAAAACGACGUGGCAAUCUUCGACUCGUCUUUCCAUCUUGAAAUUGGACCGCCCGUGGAAAAAGAGCAGCUCCCAGUUGUCGAGCUCAUCGAGGAGUGGGGCGGGAACACCAAGUUCACACGGGUCAGCAGAAAUUUCAGUGAUUAGUGCCGAACAGUGGACUAGGGAUCAUUGAGGACGCUCGACCGUGACCGUGUCAUCGCCGUGACGCUUCUCGAUCUUUCUUGUCCCGGCGUAACAAACUGCAAAACAUUCUCCGAUUUCGGAAAUCAAUCAAGGAGAGACUUGUUUGCAGCGCAUCAAGUGCAUAAUUCGAGAGUUGUUUAAAAUUUAAAAUCAGUAUAAAUUAAAGAUUAUUUGAAUCGAGAGACUAUUUGAAAAGAAUUACAAUUCUGUAGGUAUAAGAAUACGGAUUUUCUUAAAUACAGAAGCUUAAAUACUAAAAGAUUUUUCUAAAACCACCGAGAAAACUUUUAACGACUUGAAACAGCGUCAAUUAGUGCUGUCAAUUAGUGUGCCGCACGACUGAAUGUGAGCACGCGAUUAAAAUUUCAUUUAUUUUGAGACGGACGCUCAAUAUCGAGACCGCCGCCGACCGACGAGCUAUCAUUGGCGCUUUUGCGUCAAUCGAUUUUUUCAUUAUUGUUACUGCUUAUCACGCGUCUUACAUAGUGGCCGGCAGUGAUGAAUUGCCCCGUCGACGAGACAGACAUUUAGAGCUCACGAGAUCUUCGUGGAGUCGACGCCAAGGACGUCGCGACGUAUUUCUGCAGCGUUUCAAACGAAAAGUUGGUCGUGCCUUCGAUCAACUAGAAGACAGUUCGGAAGGUUCAGAAUUUGAAACUCUUGGAUGACUUUGCCGACGACUUUAAGAGGAAGUGAUGUGAUAAGAAGACAUUCUCUAUUAUAUCGUCUAUAAAUAGUUUUCAUCUUACAGAAGAUAUUGACAGUAAGUUAACAUUAGAAGACUGUGAUAAUAUUAUUUAUUCGACAGCACCAACAAAGUCUUUUACUUGCUUUCGCGAAGACGUCAAUAUUGCAAAAUAUAAUUUUGACACAUUCGGUGAAACGAGCUAACACACAAUACGGUAAAAUUACCAUAAUACGGAAGAUACCGUGACAAGUGAAGUUGUAUAUAUCAACGCGAAGAUUGCGAAUACAUAGUACGAAGAAUAUUUCAUCAUGUCUUUCCUCAACGGGACUCUUUUGGUGUUAACGUACACAGCCAACAUGAUGUCCACCUUGCCCGAAAAGACAGACCCGAGGAAUAUUAGCACAGCUCAGGAUGUCACCACCACGACCCUGUCACCGGAGGAACUGGAGAACAGAUUCGAUUUGGACGAUCAAUGGUAUAUGUGGCGAUGCUACAAGCCGUUUGGUUGCUUUUACAUUGGACCACCUUGGUCCGGAGAGAACCGACCUGUGUCCACAUUUCCGGCACGUCCGGACAGCAUCAAUCCUCGUUAUAUUUUAUACACGCGCGAGCAAGCCGAAAAGCCUCACGAGUUGAAGAUCGAUGACUUCGAGACUAUUCGAAAAUCGCCCUUGAACAAGAAGAACAAUUUGUAUCUUAUCAUCCACGGAUUCCUGGAUAAUGGCGACAAAACAUGGGUUUUGAGAGUGAUGAAGGAGUUACUCUUGCGGGAGGAUUGCAAUGUCGUGAUUGUCAAUUGGCUCGCCGGUGCUGGACCACCGUACACGCAGGCGGUGGCGAACACGCGGCUGGUCGGUGCUAUGACAGCUCGCUUAAUGGCACAGCUGGUCGAGGUCGGGGGAUUACCACCCUCGAAGACGCACUGCAUCGGGCACAGUCUGGGCGCCCACACUUGCGGUUACGUGGGAUACAACUUGCGAGAUCAGUACAAGAUAAAAUUAGCGAGAAUUACAGGUCUCGAUCCGGCGGAACCGCACUUCAGCAACACCCACACGAUGGUCCGGCUGGAUCCGACGGAUGCGACAUUCGUGACAGCCAUUCACACAGACGGCAGCCUUUUUAUCAGCGGUGGCCUUGGUAUUUUGCAACCGGUGGGACACAUCGAUUUCUAUCCGAACAGCGGUCGCAAUCAGCCUGGCUGUAACGAAGGUGUGCUCAAUUCCAUCACCUUGGAACGUGGCAGUUUCUUUCGCGGGAUCAAGAGGUUUCUGGGAUGCAAUCACAUCCGCAGUUACGAGUACUUCAUCGAGAGCAUAAAUUCGCAGUGCCCAUUCAUAGCCGUGCCGUGCAGCUCGUGGGAGAAGUUCCAGGAAGGCGGUUGCUUUGACUGCGUGACUCAAUACUGCCCCAGAUUCGGGCUGGACGCUCAGCCCGGGAAUUAUCACGCGUCCGUGUACCUGAUGACCGGAUCCGACAAGCCGUUCUGCAAGGCCCACUACAAGCUGUCGAUAAAUAUCUCGAGGACGGACGAGAGCCUGUCACAUGGCGGGGAAGUCGGGAUGUUCGUCGUGCGCGCCAUCGGCGCGAACGGCAAGAUGACCGAGAGGAUGCAGCUGAGUCCAACCUCGAAGUACUACGAGCCCGGUAGCACGCACACCAUCGUCCUGCCUGGUGACGUCAUCGGGGAGCCACAUUCGGUGGAGAUCACCUGGGAAUACCAGACCUCGGUCUUCAACCCCCUUACGUGGAGGCUGCUUCACACGCCGCGCGCCUACAUCGACUCGCUGACCAUAAAAAAUCUGGAGACCGAUUACGGGGUCACUCUUUGUCCGGACGACACGAAAACGUUGCUCGCUAACCAGCCCAAGAUCCUGACCACGGAAAACUGCCGCAACACGGAACACAAUGCAAUUUCCACGUGAAGGAUCAAACGAAAUCCAUGCCAGUUCACCAUAUUUCUCCUUUCUCACAUCAAGGAUUAAAUUUUUGCCGAAACUAGUAUAAUUUUUUAGUUAAACAUAAUUAAGUUUCGCGAUCUGUAAGUGAAAAUAAUUUCUAUUCUCGUUCUCGGGAAGGUACCGUAAGGUAAACUUUGCCCCGUCGACAGCAUGAUGACUUAAUAUUACUGAAGUUAUGCUAGUUUCAAAUUUUGCUCGUAACGAGAAGCCGACGUCCUGUUCGUUAGCGAAAUAAGACUUGUUAGAGAUUUUUCUAUUUUCAUACUUUUUUUUAUACAGAAACUGCGGAUAAAAGAAAAGUAUCCUAUCUCAAAUCUCAGAAUGUCAUAAGGAAAGACGGUUAUUCAACCUAGGCUUCUAAGAACAAUCGUCGUAUAUUACGGACUCCGUAGUCCCCAUGGGACUUAGCUUCACGUGGAUGACAUUUAAUCUCCGGAAACUUCGGCGGUUUCGUAGGCGAACGAGCGUGAAUCGCGCAUAAUAACGCCGGUUUCCCUCGCAACCAACGGCAAAGUCACGAUCCUUUCACUGUCAUUAUGCGCCCGGGGUCUUUCUCUCUUUCUCUCUCUCUCUCUCUCUCUCUCUCUCUCUCUCUCUCUCUCUCUCUCUCUCUCUCUCUCUCUCUCUCUCUCUCUCUCUCUCUGUCUCGCCGGACGCUUUCGUGCGAAUGUUGUCGUCGUUGUCGUCACAUCAGCAAAUUGUCGCUGGCCCCGUAAUUUGUGACCGUAAAUGCGUCAAUCCCACUUUGCUCAGGCAUGCGAGACCCAAUAGCGACGAUGGCGUAACUAACGUUUAUUGCACGCUUUGGGGAUUGUAGCAAUAAAUUUUGUGACAACGAAUGUUUACCAGAACGAGAAAGAGAAGGUGUGAGAUGUACGAGGGAAGGAAGAACAUUUUUCGAGCGUGUCGAAAGUUAUACCGAUGAUUAACGCGAUAGUAUUAAUGCAACGAAUAUUUCGAUUAUUUCCUUGUAAAGACGGCGGGAACGUAAUUCUGGAAAGUUCGCAAUUUCGUUUGUCGCAUUAAAUUAAGCAACGCGAAACGCACAAAGUGGGUCGGGCGCGUACGAUUUCUGUGUUCCAAAUGAGCUAAAAAAAUAACAAUAUCUAUGUAGAGCCCUACGAAAGCGUCUGACUCAGCUCGAUAUAUACGUUUAGACGUUUCCAAAAGUUUCAUAAUCGAGUUAGAAAUUAGCAAACCAUGCAGGUAGAAGAGAUCUGUGAAAACGACAUUCUAAGUUAGGGAGGACUCAUUAGCUUUUAGUUAAGUUAGAUUCUUGAUACGAUGUGAAUUAUUAUUUAAUUUUGAACCAGCGCAUAUUUAUACACAAAUACUCCAUUAAACGUGUAGCGGUAAGUUUCGCGAGCGAUUCGUAAGCGGCGAUUGUAAUAAGGAUUACUCUUAAGCGCCAGUGUACAUACAAAUAAAAUUAAUUUAGAAAUA